Messenger RNA from Aegilops tauschii subsp. strangulata, 1436 nucleotides. RefSeq names its product probable aldo-keto reductase 1. The record is from RefSeq and is a predicted model, not a curated record. Lineage: Eukaryota; Viridiplantae; Streptophyta; Magnoliopsida; Poales; Poaceae. Gene Ontology annotation, cellular component: cytoplasm.
UUGCACAUACGCUCAGUUGGCCACCCGAGUCACUGCUCACUGCUGCUACUGCCCUGCAAGUUCCGGCAAUAUUCAGCACGGCGCUUCCGUCUCCGCCCCGGUGACUUGCUAGCUCGUCGACGGUCCUUGCUGCGCCAUGGAGGAAACCCCGCUGCCACUGCCACUGCCAUUGGUACCUCGCGUCAGGCUCGGCACCCAGGGCCUGGAGCUGUCUAAGCUGGGGUUCGGGUGCAUGGGCCUGACGGGCUCCUACAACGCCCCGCUCGGCGACGACGCCGGCGCCGCCAUCGUCGCACACGCCUUCCGCCGCGGCGUCACCUUCUUCGACACCUCCGACUUCUACGGCCCCCACACCAACGAGACGCUCCUCGGCAAGGCGCUGAAGCAGCUGCCGAGGGAGCAGGUGCAGGUGGCUACCAAGUUCGGGAUCCAGCAGUACGCGUACGACGAGGGCACGGGCACCGUCUGCGGCCGGCCGGAGUACGUGCGCGCCUGCUGCGAGGCCAGCCUGCGCCGCCUCGGCGUCGACUACAUCGACCUCUACUACCAGCACCGGGUCGACACCACCACCCCCAUCGAGGACACGAUCGGGGAGCUCAAGAAGCUGGUGGAGGAGGGGAAGGUCAGGUACAUUGGGCUGUCGGAGGCGAGCCCCGACACCAUCAGGCGUGCUCACGCCGUGCACCCGGUCUCCGCGGUGCAGAUGGAGUGGUCUCUCCGGGCUCGUGACAUCGAGCCCGAGAUUGUGCCGCUCUGCAGGGAACUGGGGAUUGGAAUUGUUCCUUACAGCCCGAUCGGCCGCGGGUUCUUCGGCGGAAGAGGAGUCACGGAGCAAGUGUCUGAUGAAUCCAAUCUGAAAAGGCACCCACGGUUUUCAGCAGAAAACCUGGAGAAGAACAAGCAUCUCUAUCUGAAAAUGGAAGAACUAGCCAGGAAGCACCAGUGCAGCCCUGCUCAGCUAGCUUUAGCUUGGGUGCUGCAUCAAGGAGAUGAUGUGGUUCCCAUACCAGGGACAACAAAGAUCAAGAACCUGGACUCCAACAUUGACUCCUUAAAGAUAAAGCUCACCGAAGAUGACCUGAAAGAAAUUAGCAGCCAGAUACGUGAAGAAGAUGUGGCCGGUGGAAGGAGUUAUACUUCCUUGGCGCAUACCAACUGGAACCAUGCAGACACACCAAAGAAGUAAAACUACAAAAAACGGUGAUAUGUGAGAAUAAAACAGCCAUGCCAUCUACUCCCUAUCUGUUAUCAUGCUAAAUGGUGCUGCCUGUACCAUGUGAAUCUUCCGUGUUAAAUAAUGUACUGCAAAUAAGAACAUGUGCACUCUCUCCAGGAAUCAUGUAAAUUUCUGUCUGCGCGCAUAACAAAAGACCGAGACUGCAAGACGUGAUUUGCUGUGCCCGUCCAUCUUGGAAAUAUUAGAAACAUUUGAUAAA